Molecule: messenger RNA, 1401 nt
Organism: Rhinocladiella mackenziei CBS 650.93
Lineage: Eukaryota; Fungi; Ascomycota; Eurotiomycetes; Chaetothyriales; Herpotrichiellaceae
Exons: 1
Coding region: 1-1401 (466 amino acids)
Biological process (GO): GPI anchor biosynthetic process
Cellular component (GO): membrane; glycosylphosphatidylinositol-mannosyltransferase I complex
Molecular function (GO): alpha-1,4-mannosyltransferase activity; GPI mannosyltransferase activity
Source: RefSeq, a predicted model, not a curated record
AUGGUGUCAAUCCUCACAUCUCUGUACUCCUCCCGCGCGUCCAUCUUUAUCUCUGCCUUCCUCCUACGCGCCAUUCUCUUGAUCUAUGGCAUAUACCAGGACUCGGUCUCUGCUCUGAAAUACACAGACAUUGACUAUUAUGUCUUCACCGACGCUGCUCGAGCCGUGGCGAAACACUCAUCUCCCUACGACCGCGCCACAUAUCGAUACACUCCCUUACUUGCCUGGAUUCUCCUUCCCACGAGCUGGGGAGGAUUGUGGUUCCAUUACGGCAAGGCGCUUUUCGCUCUCUCUGAUCUGGUCGCCGGAUGGCUUAUUCUCGUGCUGCUAAAGAGGAGGGGCUUAGACCAGCAACGGGCGUUGACAUAUGCGAGUGCAUGGCUCCUGAAUCCUAUGGUUGCGAAUAUCAGCACUCGUGGAAGCAGUGAGGGUAUCCUGUGCGCCCUUGUCAUGGCGCUUCUGUGGGCGUUUGUGACCGGAAAAUUCGCUCUAUCAGGCGUGCUUCUUGGACUGAGCGUGCAUUUCAAAAUAUACCCAUUCAUCUACGGAGCGAGCAUGUUGUGGGCAUUGGAGUCCAAGUCCUCGAGUACAUCAACGACGAUGAUCUUCCAAAAACCCAUACCAUUCCUCAAUACCAACCGCCUAAGGCUCAUAUUCACUUCACUAGUCACCUUCACCACCCUGAAUUUGAUAAUGUACAAUAUUUACGGACCUCCCUUCCUUCAGCACACAUUCUUCCACCACCUCACCCGAAUCGAUCAUCGCCAUAAUUUCUCUCCAUACAACACCCUAUUAUACCUCUCGUCCGCCCUGUUAGCAGACUCUUCAAACCAGAACUCAUCCUCCUCAAUGUCUUUCGAAUCUCUCGCCUUCAUCCCGCAACUCCUCCUCUCCGCGUUUCUCCUUCCAAUCGCACUCGCCAAACGAGAUCUACCCACGACCAUGUUCGCACAAACCCUCACCUUCGUCACUUUCAACAAGGUCUGCACCUCUCAGUACUUCCUAUGGUACCUGAUAUUCUUCCCCUUAUACGUCCCAGACUCGUCGCUCAUUGCCCGGCCGAUACUGGGCAUCACUGCCCUGGCACUCUGGGUCCUAGGCCAAGCAGCCUGGCUCCAACAGGGAUACCAACUCGAGUUCUUGGGCAGGAGCACAUUCGUGCCCGGUCUGUUUGUGGCAAGCCUAGCUUUUUUCGCCAUUAACUGCUGGAUCUUAGGCAUCGUGAUAGGCGAUGUCGCCGAGAAACAACCAAAAGCAAACGGCGCACCGAGUCUGAAAUCAACCAACAUUUCGGAGACAACUUCUCAUUCCGCAUCGAAAUCGACAUCAUCGAGAAGCGUCUCCGAAUUAAGCGGUAGUAGCUCCAUUUCGACGGGUCCAACCACAUCUAGACGAGAAUGA